Messenger RNA from Carassius gibelio (silver crucian carp), 5037 nucleotides. RefSeq lists its product as uncharacterized. The record is from RefSeq and is a predicted model, not a curated record. Lineage: Eukaryota; Metazoa; Chordata; Actinopteri; Cypriniformes; Cyprinidae. Gene Ontology annotation, molecular function: DNA helicase activity. Gene Ontology annotation, biological process: telomere maintenance; DNA repair. The transcript is spliced from 6 exons. The coding region runs from base 1 to 5037 and encodes 1678 amino acids.
AUGGGGAAUGAAUGGAGCAGUGCUGAGAUGCCACGUGGAAAAGGUUUCCGUCGCUCCCAGGCAGCCAAGAAGAGGAAUGCUGAGCGUCACACGCUCAGCUCCUUCAUAGACUUAAAAGUCGUGCGUGGUUCCUUCCAUCAGGGUGAUGCUCGGUUUGGCUGGAACAGAAACCGUCAGUGUGCAGUGAACAGUAUGACAGCAGUCAUGAGGGAAAGACAGAAAGAUAUCGAUUUCACUAUUAAUCAGUUCCAUCAAGAAGUCAGUACAGGUCCAGAAUUUGUUUGCUCUGUUUGUCAUCGUUUGUUGUUUAGAAAACAGGUUAUUGAAUGUAAAAGGGAUUGCUAUAAAAUCAGAGGUCAACAAAUCACAGAUUUGGCUGAAAGAUGCAUCACAGAAAAGUAUUUACACACAUGCAAUAAUGAAUGUGAGAAUAGAUGCCAUUUAUCAGGUAAUGAAGCUCGUAAAUUGUGGAUUUGCUACACAUGCCAUCGUAAAAUUCUUGGUGGAAAAUUGCCUGAAGAGAGUGCCGCAAACAACAUGCAUUUGGUGGACAUUCCCAAAGAGCUAAAAGGUCUAAACUCAUUGGAGGAACAUCUUAUCGCACGCAAUAUUCCUUUUAUGAAGCUGCUUUGUCUUCCUCGUGGAAAUCAGAAAGGCUGCCACGGCCCGGUUGUCUCGGUCCCUGUUAAUAUCGCAGAUGUCUCAAAUAUUCUUCCACGUAAUGAAUGUGAUGACCACAUGAUAAGAAUAAAACUGAAACGAAAAUUAACGUAUAAGGGCCACUAUGAAUAUAAAUGUGUCAGCACUGAUCGUGUCAGACAUGCGCUGUCUUAUUUGGUGAGACAUAAUAAGUGGUAUAAUGAUGUGGAGUUUAAUGAGCAGUGGGUAAACUCUUUAAAUGCAGACGAUGAAGUAGAGAAUGAGGCUGAUGAUUUUGAAAUGGAGAAACAAGAUUUAACAGAUAAAAAUGAAGAUGAGGAAGAAGCUGCAGAUGAUCCAGAGGAAGAUAUAACAUAUAUUAAAGAACAAAGUGGUCUUUUGUCAGACACAUCACUGCAACCUGUUGACAUUGGUUCAGAAAUAAUUGAUCAACAUUUUCAAGAUGUACUAAACGUAGCUCCAGCUGAAGGUAACAGUCCUAUUAGGCUGCUGUCUGAUAAAUCCAAUGAGGCAAAGUGUUUCCCUGUUCUCUAUCCUACUGGUGGUCCGACAUUUCACGAUGAAAGACCGGAAAAAAUCACAUUGACACGAUACUUAAAAGCAAGAAUACUAAAUGCAGAUGGACGUUUUGCACAGAGCACAGACUUUCUUUUUUAUGCACAAUAUAUAUCAGAAGUUGAUCAAAUUAUAUCAAAUGUCUCAAUUGCACUGAGGAAAGGUUCAGAGAAAAACUGUCUAAAGAUCACACCAGAUAUGCUAACAAACUCAGACUCUUUGCAAAGAAUACUCAAUUAUGAUGAAGGAUAUAAGUUCUUAAGACCAGUAAGAGGGACGCCUCCCUAUUGGAUGUCUACGCAAAAAGAUCUGUUUGCUCUUAUUAGACAACUAGGCAUACCGACAUUUUUUGCAUCUUUCAGUUCUGCUGAUAUGAGAUGGCCUGAAAUGCUCAACACCAUCAUUAAACAAGAGGGUAAACAAAUAAAUGUUGAUGAGCUCGACUGGUCUGAAAAAUGUGGACUCAUAAGACGAAAUCCUGUCACUGCUGCAAGGAUGUUUGAUCACAGAUGGCAUUGUUUUCUAAAAGAUGUCAUAAUGUCACCAGCCAAGCCUAUUGGCAAGAUAAAAGACUACUUUUAUCGUGUUGAAUUCCAACAACGUGGUUCUCCUCAUGUUCACUGUCUGUUUUGGGUGGAAGAUGCUCCGAAGCUCAAUGAUCAUGAUGCAGAUAAUGAUGCAGUGGUUGCUGAUUUUAUUGACACCUACAUCACUUGUGAGACACCACCAGAAAAUGACACUGUACUUUAUGAGACAGUGAACAGUGUUCAGAAGCACAGUACAAGACAUUCAAAAACAUGCCGGAAGAAAAAUACAGUUUGUAGAUUUAAUUUUCCAAGACCGCCAUCUAGUCGGACCUUCAUUACAAGAGAAAGAAAUGCAGAUGACUCGAAAGGCAAGGGUGAAGAUACCACAGCCAGUGAAAUUAUAAAGAAAGUCAAAGCUGCUUUAAAUUCUGAUGUGAAUUUUGAUUCUGUUGAUGCCUUUUUUUCAUCUAUUGGGAUUAAUCAAACUAUGUUUGAAAAAGCAUACAAUGAAUGUUCCAAAAAGAAAAGCAUUGUCUUGAAAAGAAACCCAAAAGAUGUUUGGGUAAAUCAAUACAACAGAGAUUUGAUGCGUGCUUGGCAAGGAAAUAUGGACAUUCAGUAUGUCACAGAUGCCUUUUCUGUAGUGGUCUAUAUACUUAGUUAUAUCACAAAAGCAGAACAAGAAAUGGGACUUCUGCUUCAGCGUGCACAAAAUGAAGCAAUGAAUGGAAAUCUUGAAGCUAAAGCAUCAUUAAAACAGUUGGGAAGCAUGUAUCUGCACAACAGAGAAAUUUCUGCUCAAGAGGCGGUGUACAGGCUGACAGGCAUGCAUUUGAAGGAAUGUUCCCGCAAAGUACAGUUUAUUCCAAUAGGACAAAAUCCUGUAAAGAUGAGUUUGCCUUUGCAUGUGCUUCAAAAUAAAGUGGAAAAUGACCAGUGUGAUGAUGAAAGCAAUUUUUGGAUGACAAGUAUCACUGACAGAUAUAAGAACAGACCAGAGAAAGAACCACUAGAAAAUCUAUGUCUCGCCAGUUUUUGUUCUGAGUACAGAGUUCUGGCAAAAUCAGAGGUUUCCUCACAAAACAAAACAGCAGAAAAUGAAAUAAUUAAACUGAAUAACAACAAUGGCCAUGUAAAACGGAGGACAAGAACUGAACCUGCAGUAGUGAGAUAUCCUAGGUUUUCUCCCACAAAAGAUCCAGAAAAAUAUUAUCAUUCAUUGUUGCAGCUUUUCUUACCACAUUAUGAUGAGUCUGAUCUGAAGCCUAGCAAGUAUAACACUUAUGAAGAGUUUUACAACAGUGGUGUCAUAAAAAUUGGUUGUGAACUGAAACAAGUGAAAUCAGUUGUUGAUGGCAACAGAGCAUUAUUUGAAAAGGAAAGUGACAAAAUAGAUGAAGCUAAACAGCUUUUGGAGCAAAAUCUUGAUUUAGAAGAUGCCUGGGCUGAGAUAUGUCCUGAAACUGAGAAACAGCGUGAUGAAUGCAUAGACCUGAUGAAGGACAAACUACUGCUUGAUGAAGAUGACAGUCAAGAACUUAUUCCAGAUCUUACAGCAAACCCUCAAACUGUGUGCACCAUUGAAACGAAUCACACUACAAUGCCUAGAGAUGAGGCGUUGCAUUUACUAAGGUCGUUAAACGAGGAACAAUCUGCUGUGUUCUACAAAGUGCAGAAGUGGUGUCUACAGAAGGUACUUGGACAAAAUCCUGAACCAUUUAGAUUAUUUCUUACUGGUGGAGCAGGCACAGGAAAAAGUCAUCUAAUUAAAGCAAUAAAAUAUGAAUCUACUAGACUGUUGUCUCAGCUUUCUGAGAAUCCUGAUGAUAUUACUGUACUUUUGACUGCAUCGACGGGUGUUGCCAGCUUUGGAAUCGGAGGCGGAACUGUUCAUAAUAAUUUCGCAAUUGGUGCAAAUGUCAGACUGCCAUAUCAACCUCUUAGCGAUAAUAAAAUAAACUCAUUACGUACAAAAUUGGGUUCGUUGCAUAUUUUGAUUAUUGAUGAAGUGUCUAUGGUUGACCAUCGUCUUUUGUCAUACAUUCAUGGAAGACUACGACAGAUAAAACAAACUGGUGACUACUCUCUCUUUGGAAAAGUCAGUAUUCUUUGUGUUGGGGAUUUCUAUCAACUUCCUCCAGUAAAAGGAACUGCUCUGUAUGCUGAUACAAAAGGAGUGAACCUCUGGGAGAAUAACUUUCAAGUUGCAGAAUUAACUAAAGUUGUUAGACAACAAGAUCCGAGUUUUGCUGAAAUGUUAAAUCGACUGAGAGUACACAAGAAAGGGGAAUCCCUUUUGUCUAAUGACAUUGCUAUGUUGAAAAAAUGUGAAACAGGGAAGAAGUGUAAUGAUAUUCACAUAUUUGCUACAAAUGCUGAAGUUGAUAAAUAUAACAUCGAAAGACUACAUGAAUGUUGCCCAGAGGCAAUCAGUAUACAUGCUCAAGAUUAUGUCAAAAACUCAAAAACUGGACGAAUGGAACGUAAAGUUGGAUUUCAUAGUAAAGUUUUCAACUCGUGUUUGUCUAAAUCUGUUUCGCUGGGUAUUGGAGCAAGGGUUAUGUUAAAAAAAAAUAUUGAUGUUGCUGAUGGUCUUGUCAAUGGAGCGUUUGGUACAGUUGUCCACGUAAGUGAAAGUCAAAAUGAUAAUGAUGAUUUCCCAUCAGCUAUACAUGUGGAGUUUGAUAAUGCAAACGUUGGUAAAAUUCAAAGAUCAAGAACAAGAAAGAGAUUUUCCCAAAAUUCAACAGUUAUUGAAGUACAAGAAGACCAUGUCACAAACGAUGGUGGUAUAAGACGUCAGUUUCCUCUCAGAUUGGCUUGGGCAUGUACAGUUCACAAAGUGCAAGGACUCACAGUAGAUAAAGCUGUUGUAUCACUGAAGAAAAUCUUUACAGCAGGGCAAGCAUAUGUUGCUUUGAGCCGAGUAAGAUCUCUUAGUGGAUUAAUCAUUGAGGACUUUAAAGAGUCUGCUAUAUUUUGUAAUGACAAAAUUGAGUUGGCUAUGAAAGAUAUGACAAAAUUUCUGUUGGAAAAGGACAGUUCCACUGAGUCCCAUGUGCCCAGCCUUUCUGACUCUGACUUGGUCUUCUGUCUCUCUGGCUCCACCACGGCACCUCAUCUGUUUGGCUCCAUCAAGAUGGAGGAGGAUCUGGGCCCUGCCAUUGUGGCAGCAGCCGGAGAGCUCUCACUGGAGGACAACGAGCUGGACACACUGGCUUCAGGGGCAGAGGGGCCCGACGAUUUUUACUUGAUAUCUGGGGGCCUGCAGUGGGAGAGUUUGGUUACAACUUAG